GCGGUUUCAUGGAUGGAGAGCGCACAAGACUGGGUGCCAUUCUUGGCGAUGCCAAAAGCACAGUGCAGUGUGUAUCUCGUCUGUGGCAAAUUUUCCAUCUGCACUGAGAACGCGUUCACCUUCUGCAGCUGUAUCAGGGGCUUCAGCCAGCAGUAUGGGGGUGAUCGGUUGUAUGGUAAUUCGAGUGAAGGCUGCACGAGAAAUGUUGGACUACCGUGUGCUGGCAGCAGCUCCAGAAAGGAAAAGGUCGAUGGGUUUUACGCGCUUGCUAUUGCUAAUCUGCCUGAUAGCGCCAGGAGCAUAGCAGCUGCUAGCGAUGAUGAAUGCAAGCAGGACUGUCUGAACAAUUGCACCUGUACUGCUUAUUCAUAUGGUGACAGGUGUUCUUUAUGGUAUGGAGAUUUAAUCAAUCUGGUAAGUCCUACAGACAGUUCACUUGGGCAAAGCAUAUAUAUUAGGCUAGCAGCAUCAGAAUUCUCCAGCCCAAGUAGAACAAGGACGGCACUCACUAAGGCUGCAAUUGUCGUAGGUGUUUCUGUUCCCUUUAUUGUGCUUGUGGCCUUAUGCUUGAUUAGGAGAGCUCGCAGAUUUAGCUCUGUGAACAAAGUUGAUGGUUCAUUAAUUCUGUUCAAAUAUAGAGAUCUACAAAAUGUGACAAGAAACUUCUCUGAGAGAUUGGGCAAAGGGUCUUUUGGUUCUGUAUAUAAAGGAGUGUUAGCAGAUGGAACACUUGUUGCUGUGAAGAGGCUUGACGGCAUUUCUCAGGGAGACAAGGAAUUCCGAGCAGAAGUUAGCACUACUGGUACCAUUCAGCAUGUGAAUCUGAUCCAAUUAUUGGGCUUUUGCUCAGAGCGAUCGUGUAAGAUACUGGUUUAUGAGUUCAUGCCAAAUGGUUCUUUGGACAGAUACAUGUUUGGAAGCAAUACAGUGGCGUUAAGCUGGAGCACCAGGUACCAAAUUGCGCUUGGAGUUGCUAAGGGAUUGGCUUAUUUGCAUGAGAAAUGCAGGAGCUGUAUCAUACAUUGUGACAUCAAGCCAGAAAAUGUACUCCUGGAUGCAUCCUUCUUGCCAAAAAUAUCUGAUUUUGGUCUUGCCAAACUCGUUGGAAGGGAUUUCAGCAGGGUGUUGACUACAAUGAGAGGUACUGUAGGCUAUCUUGCUCCUGAAUGGAUAAGUGGAACGGCCAUCACUGCAAAGGCAGAUGUUUUUAGCUACGGGAUGAUGCUUUUCGAAAUAAUAUCAGGAAAAAGGAACUUAGAGCAGAGUGAGCAAAGUGCAGAAACCUUCUUGCCUGUGCUAAUAGCAAAGGAGCUCCCUGAAGGGAAUGUUCAGGCGUUGUUAGAUUCUGAAUUGACUGCUAACGCUGACUUCAAUGAAGUGGAGACGGCUUGCAAGGUCGCCUGUUGGUGUGUCCAAGACGAUGAAAACUCGAGGCCUACAAUGGGAGAAGUUGUCCAAAUUCUGGAAGGAUUGGUAGACAUCAGUUUGCCUCCUGUUCCAAGGUGCCUGCAAUAUGUUGCCGAGCGCUCAUUGUUCUCGUCACCCGAGGUACAUUAGAUCAUGUCACUUGCAGGGUUCGGGUCUACCUUUUUAUUGGGUUGGAAUUGUGCUUCUUUUGAGCUGUUAGAGCAUAUGUGCAUACUUCAGUUCAUGUUUAUCUCGAGGCAGAGAGAGAGAGCUACAUUGUAAAUGAUAUUAAUUUUUGUUUCCAAUUUCUGGUCGGUGUCCUUCAAGAACUCCCUUUUCUAGGGAUUUAUAGGAUAUUUGAAAGGACAUUGCUAUUUAUAUUUUUUGUGAACUUUUGGAUACAUACGGUGCUUCUAUCUAAAUUGGCUUGGUUCCGCCGGCUAUUCUCCUAUACUAUCAGGCCACCAUUAAUUACUCCCAUGUCCCUAAAUG
Molecule: messenger RNA, 1899 nt
Organism: Oryza brachyantha (malo sina)
Lineage: Eukaryota; Viridiplantae; Streptophyta; Magnoliopsida; Poales; Poaceae
Product: G-type lectin S-receptor-like serine/threonine-protein kinase At2g19130
Exons: 1
Coding region: 13-1557 (514 amino acids)
Biological process (GO): recognition of pollen; protein phosphorylation
Molecular function (GO): protein kinase activity; ATP binding
Source: RefSeq, a predicted model, not a curated record